Molecule: messenger RNA, 919 nt
Organism: Phragmites australis (common reed)
Lineage: Eukaryota; Viridiplantae; Streptophyta; Magnoliopsida; Poales; Poaceae
Product: protein LHCP TRANSLOCATION DEFECT-like
Exons: 2
Coding region: 113-661 (182 amino acids)
Biological process (GO): intracellular protein transport; granum assembly
Cellular component (GO): chloroplast envelope; chloroplast stroma
Source: RefSeq, a predicted model, not a curated record
UAGUAUUACUUAUCCUUUCCCUCCGUAUAGCUCAGUGCCCUUCGCAGCCUCUCGCUCCUGACGUGCACGUCCACGCUCCAGGAAGAGCCAAGAAGAAGGCGAGGAGGAAGCCAUGGCGUCCAUCCCGUGCACCAUCCAGCUGAGCGCCAAGACGUCGAGGAGGCUGUCGCCGCGGGCGGCGGCGGCGCCGGGGAAGGGAGGCGGAGUGCUGAUGACGCAGCUGCUGGGCGCGGGGCGGCGGCUGGGGUGGCUGCGGCCGUCGCGACUGAGCGGUGUGGUGCCGGCGAGCGAGAGCGGGCGGGUGGGCCCGACGUGCUGGUUCAGGUUCGGGAACAAGGACGCCGAGGGCGCCGGCAUCUACGGCAGCCAGGGCAGGGACGACUUCGACCGCGACGACGUCGAGCAGUACUUCAACUACAUGGGGAUGCUGGCGGUGGAGGGCAGCUACGACAAGAUGGAGGCGCUGCUGAACCAGGACAUCCACCCCGUCGACAUCCUCCUCAUGCUCGCCGCCUCCGAGGGCGACAAGCCCAAGAUCGAGGAGCUGCUCCGCGCCGGCGCCAAGCACCACGUCAAGGACGUCGACGGCAGGACGGCGCUCGACCGCGCCGCCGACGAGAUCAGGGACUUCAUCCUCGGCUUCGCGGCCAACGAGGCCUGAACACUCCCUCUUCUGUUGGUAGUGGAUGGACGACGUUUCGUUGCCUGUAAAUUUUUGCUUCGUUUCGUUUCUAGUGUUGGUAGCGAGUUUUAGCCGGGAGAUUCGCAAGCUGUUUGCAGAGGUAGCUUCCUCUGUACCUUGCAUUCUCACUGAAUUCAGAGUGUGUACUACUACGACGUUCCAUCGCACUGCGCGACGCCUCAAUGAGGCCAUGCUUUGUAAAAGCUGUUAAUCUAUGCAAUAUGAGGUUUAAACAAA